CUCCCUGCUGCCACCCAGAGCACCUCUCGCCACCUUCCGGUGUCAUUGGGAAGCAAUUCUUAGGACGUUUGGCGAAGAUUCCAGCCUGGGAAAGGCCAGUUCCGUUUGAGACAGACUGCUGUGGUUUUGUUGCCACUGUUGCUAAGAACAGGAUUAGGAAUUUGAGGUCUUUAAUUUUCUGUUUCUGCAGAACCGUGCCCGGAAAAAAAGGCUGAAUAUUAUUAUUGUGGCUGAAGGAGCAAUUGACACCCAAAAUAAACCCAUUACCUCUGAGAAAAUCAAAGAGCUCGUCGUCACGCAGCUGGGCUACGACACACGCGUGACCAUCCUCGGGCACGUGCAGAGAGGAGGGACCCCUUCGGCAUUCGACAGGAUCUUGGCCAGCCGCAUGGGAGUGGAGGCGGUCAUCGCCCUGCUGGAGGCCACCCCCGACACUCCAGCUUGUGUCGUGUCUCUGAGCGGGAACCACGCUGUGCGCCUGCCGCUGAUGGAGUGCGUGCAGAUGACUCAGGACGUGCAGAAGGCGAUGGAUGAGAGGAGGUUUCAGGACGCGGUUCGACUCCGGGGGAAGAGCUUUGCGGGCAACCUGAACACCUACAAGCGACUUGCCAUCAAGCUGCCGGAUGAUCAGAUCCCAAAGACCAAUUGCAACGUGGCUGUCAUCAACGUGGGGGCACCCGCGGCUGGGAUGAAUGCUGCCGUGCGCUCAGCUGUGCGUGUGGGCAUCGCCGAUGGCCACAGGAUGCUUGCCAUCUACGAUGGUUUUGACGGCUUUGCCAAAGGCCAGAUCAAAGAAAUCGGCUGGACAGACGUCGGGGGCUGGACUGGCCAGGGAGGCUCCAUUCUCGGGACAAAACGCGUUCUCCCGGGAAAGUACCUGGAGGAGAUCGCCACGCAGAUUCGCGUGCACAGUAUCAACGCACUGCUGAUCAUCGGUGGAUUUGAGGCCUACCUGGGACUCCUGGAGCUGUCAGCCGCCCGGGAGAAGCACGAGGAAUUCUGUGUCCCCAUGGUCAUGGUUCCCGCCACUGUGUCCAACAAUGUGCCCGGUUCCGAUUUCAGCAUCGGGGCAGACACAGCUCUGAAUACUAUCACCGACGUAAGUCUGUGCACGCACCACGAGGCUGGCGCUGGCUGAUGCUAACCCCAGGGCCCCAGCCCUUUUUAUCUACCAGUGUGCUAGAAACGGCCUUUUACAAAUACCCUGAAUGCCGGGUGUGGUGGCUUUACACCUGUAAUCCC
Molecule: messenger RNA, 1242 nt
Organism: Sapajus apella (tufted capuchin)
Lineage: Eukaryota; Metazoa; Chordata; Mammalia; Primates; Cebidae
Product: ATP-dependent 6-phosphofructokinase, platelet type-like
Exons: 9
Coding region: 389-1138 (249 amino acids)
Biological process (GO): fructose 6-phosphate metabolic process; fructose 1,6-bisphosphate metabolic process; canonical glycolysis
Cellular component (GO): membrane; 6-phosphofructokinase complex
Molecular function (GO): 6-phosphofructokinase activity; ATP binding; monosaccharide binding
Source: RefSeq, a predicted model, not a curated record